GAGGCUCAGUCUCAUCCUUGGCACUCCUGGGGAGUUCAUUACCCGAUCUAGAAAUGUUGACGGGAAGUGCUAGUCAUGACUUCCCUUCUUUCUCUCCUCAUCCUCUGUGAGUUAUACAAUCUCUAGUUGAUCAAGCUUUCGUUUCGCCUUCUUAGCAGCAUAUUCACACAAGCUCGUCGCCGGCCGACCUUUACCAUUCUUUCAGUCUACAGCAAAAGACGACCAAUCAGUCAAAAUGAAGUACUCAGUCGCUAUCUUCGCUCUCUUCAGCACCCUCGCCAUGGCGGAACUAAAGAAAGUUCCCCGUUCUGAGAAGUCCAACAUUGUCUCUCGACAGGCUGGCGCAGCUCAAGUCCAGACCGCUGCCAUGGCUAGCGCCAACGGAGAAAUCAUUCCCUUCAAUGCCGCCGGCGUCUACAAGGCUAGCACCGACAAGGGCUUGUAAAAGGCCUUCAUCUAGAAUACGACGUUAAGGGUGAUGGAUUAUACGGUCCAGCUAACAACCCGGCCAUUCGACAAUCAUCCUAUAACCGAUUCAAAUAAUGCACCAUGAAGUGUACGAUGACCGGCGUCAAGGAUAUAAUCAUAGAGUAAUAGGAUAUGCGGAAGAG
Annulohypoxylon truncatum is the source of this 611-nucleotide messenger RNA. RefSeq lists its product as uncharacterized. The record is from RefSeq and is a predicted model, not a curated record. Bases 236 to 445 code for a protein of 69 amino acids. Lineage: Eukaryota; Fungi; Ascomycota; Sordariomycetes; Xylariales; Hypoxylaceae. The transcript is spliced from 3 exons.